AUGGGGUCUCAAAGGCCCAUAGAGCCCAUCCUCAUCCCCAGCUUCUCCGACAUACAGCUGCAAAAUCUGGAUGUCAACAAUCUCCUGGCCACAACGGGCCACACCAAAGAAUCGUCGAUCAACUAUAUACCCAGCCGGGUGCCCAGCUCCCGGGCCAGUUCCUCCUUGGAUCUUGAAUGGGAACAUGAAUACAGUCAAAUGCGUCACUACCAACAGCACAUGAUCAAACAGCGCACUCAAAUGCUCCAAUCGUAUCAGCAGCUACAAAUGAUGGAAAAGAAAAACUGUGAUGAAACCUCGGCGGACGAGUCCUGGCAUUACGUUAGCCGAGAUGGCGAAGUGGAAGAGGAUCAAUUGAACUCAAUGGCUUCCAUGUCAUCGAUGGCGGAACUGCCCAGUGAAGCUGAAGUGGAAAUGACCCGACAACGUUCGCACAUUCGUAACAAAGAUGCCCAACGUCCCGUGGAGAGAAGAACCCUUCUGCGCUCCAAUUCCCAUAUGCAGCGUUCCAUAACACGCAAUAGUUCGCAUAAUUCUUGGUCCCAUAUUUCCACACCCGAAUCCCUAGAAUGGGACGUGGAUGAGGAGCAACAAAAACAAAUGCAUGUCGAAGAUGAUAAUCUGGAUCAUGUGACCCUUAAGCUGCUGCAUCAAAUUGAGCAGCUGAAAAAUCGGGUACUUUACGAAACCGGUGAAGGGCUCUACAACAUCAUGGAUGAUAGCCAAGCGAUGGGCGACUAUGGGCUCAAUAAUAUGAAUGGCCAGCACACAAAUACAACAAUGGCCAUGUUCGGAAGGGGGCCCCCUUCCGGGACGGGCUUUCAAUUGGGCGACAGCGAUGGUGAAAAUGGCAACUACAGAUGAUUUGGGGUCAAAUAGAUUUCGGUUAAAAGCAAAAAAAAAUAUGUUAGGUUUGCCAUGGGGUCUCAAAGGCCCAUAGAGCCCAUCCUCAUCCCCAGCAGGGGGAAAUUCAGUUUUAGACAAAAAUAAAAAUUGCCAUAGU
Molecule: messenger RNA, 1003 nt
Organism: Musca domestica (house fly)
Lineage: Eukaryota; Metazoa; Arthropoda; Insecta; Diptera; Muscidae
Exons: 2
Coding region: 1-864 (287 amino acids)
Source: RefSeq, a predicted model, not a curated record